AUGGAAAAUAUCGGUGUUAAUGACGGCUCUGUUCUUGGUUCCUCUGAACGGACUGUUACCGAGAUUCCUACGAUGCCUGCGAGUGGUAGCCUCACAUCGGCUCAUCACUUUGUUUCGUUAAAGUUGACCUCCCAGAAUUAUCUAUUCUGGCAGACUCAGAUGCUUCUGUUUCUUGAAGGCCAAGGGCUUUUAGGGUUUAUUGAUGGUUCUACACCCUUUCUGACGGCAUCACCGGACAGCGCCCCGGCGGUGGUUUCCGAUCUCUCGACACGGCAGCUCGUGUGGCGUCGGCAAGACAAAGCCAUCCUCUCCAUGCUCAUCUCCUCUUUAUCCGAGGAGACUCUUCGCUUCGCCGUCGGCAAGGGCACCUCGCGGCAACUUUGGCAGGUAAUCGAACAAACCCUAGGUUCGUCUACCCGCUCUCGUGCACUCCGACUUCUCGACGAACUUCAGGGGCUCCGUCAAGGUGAUUCGUCCAUAUCUGAUUACCUUGGUCGUGCCCAGAUGUUGAUUGAUGAAUUGGCUCUCGCUGGUCGUCAUGUUGAGUUGGAUGAUAAGAACUUAUACAUGUUUCGCGGUUUACGCCCGGAGUUCCGACCAUUGGUGGCAAUCCUAGCUCGCAGUGCUCCCGUUCCUCUGCCGGAAGUUGCAAAUUUUCUUUUUUCGCAGGAGUGGAUCUGUUCGGAUGACGGCGCGGCUCUCGACGCAUCGACAGCCUUGGCCGUGAGCCGUGGAGGACACGGUGGUCGCGGUGGCAGUCCGCAAAAUCGAGGAGGUGGCGGCCGCGGUGGCCGUGGCCGGGGGCGGUCCAACUCGGGCCCUCGGUGUCAACUUUGCAACAAGCAAGGGCAUAUAGCUACGACAUGUUGGCAUCGUUUCACUCCAGAUCCGGAUCCUCAGGCGAAUGUCACUGUUUCUAGUGUUGAAGGUUCUCUGGAUGACUCUCAUCAGUGGUUUCCCGACACUGGGGCCACAAAUCAUGCUACUCCUGAUCCCACCUUAUUGACGUCCUCUACUACGUAUGAUGGUCCGGAGACACUUCGGGUCGGCAAAGGUACAGGUUUGCCUAUUGUUACUGUUGGUUCUACUUCGUUAGCCAUUGAUUCUAGGUCGUUUCUCAUGGGUUCUGAUUCGGCUCUUAUGACUGAUCUUAUUGGCAAGCUGGCUCUUGAAUUUAAAGUUCGUGAUAUGGGAGUGCCUUCGUUUUUUCUGGGUAUUAAGACUGUUCCGUUGUCUGGUGGCAUGCUUCUGUCUCAAUAA
Molecule: messenger RNA, 1260 nt
Organism: Ipomoea nil (Japanese morning glory)
Lineage: Eukaryota; Viridiplantae; Streptophyta; Magnoliopsida; Solanales; Convolvulaceae
Exons: 2
Coding region: 1-1260 (419 amino acids)
Source: RefSeq, a predicted model, not a curated record